This is a messenger RNA of Ipomoea nil (Japanese morning glory), 2454 nucleotides long. Its product is annotated as putative pentatricopeptide repeat-containing protein At1g53330. The record is from RefSeq and is a predicted model, not a curated record. Lineage: Eukaryota; Viridiplantae; Streptophyta; Magnoliopsida; Solanales; Convolvulaceae. Bases 120 to 1505 code for a protein of 461 amino acids. The transcript has 4 exons. Gene Ontology annotation, molecular function: protein binding.
UGUUUGAAAUUUGAAUGUUGUUUAUUUUUUGUGACAUUCUUAGAACUUGGGAUGAUAAUGGUCUGUGUUCACUAGCCUGAAACUUCAGAUCAUAUUCUUUGCAAAACAAGAAAUCUAAGAUGGAGAAACUGAAAAAGGUCUCGCCAUUUAGACUCUCUUCUCUGAUCCGUCUCGAGAAAGACCCUAAACUCGCCCUGCAACUCUUCCUCAAUCCCAACCCUGGACAGACCCAUAACGCUUCUCCGAUUCGCUACUCGAUCCUCUCCUAUGAUCGCAUCAUCUGCAAGCUCGGCCGUGCCAAGAUGUUCGACGAAAUGGAGACAAUCCUCGAGAAGUUGAAGGAAGACACUCGUGUGAUCCCCAAAGAAGUGAUCUUUUGUAACAUUAUAUCAUUCUACGGCCGAGCUCGUAUGCCCGAGCGAGCUAUCCGUACUUUCCACGGAAUCCCAGAUUUUAGAUGCCGGAGAACGAUGAAGUCUGCGAAUAGUUUGUUGAGUAGCCUCUUACUUUGUCGGGAAUUUGCAAAAAUGGAAGAGAUCAUUUCGUGUUUUGGAAAUUACGGUUGCCCGGAUGUUUGUACGUAUAAUAUAUUGAUCAAUGCCUGCUGCAUUCUUGGUGAUUUAACUAAUGCAUGGAAUGUGUUUGAUGAAAUGCGGAGCAGAGGACCUUUGCCUAAUGUGGUAACUUUUGGGACACUAAUUAACGGGCUUUGCUCCAAUCUUGAGAUGGAAAAGGCGAUUGAGUUGAAGGAAAGUAUGAUUAGGGAAUUUAAGUUGAAGCCUAAUGCUUAUUUAUACGCUGCCCUAAUCAAAGGACUUUGUAAAGACAAUAAAUUGGAUCUGGCAAUAACCAUGAAGGAGGAGAUGUUGAAGAAGAGAGUAGAACUGGAUUCUGCUAUAUAUGCUACUCUGAUCAGUGCAUUUUUCAAGAAUGGCCGGAAGGACGAGGUUCAAGGGCUGUUGGAGGAGAUGAACAAGAACAAGUGUAAAUGUGACACUGUCACUUAUAAUGCAAUGAUUCAUGGGUUGUCUGAAGAGGGAGAUUUUGAUUCAGCAUUCGGCGUUCUGAAUCAGAUGCAAGAGCAGGGGGCCGAGCCAGAUGUGAUAAGUUACAAUGUAAUUAUCAGAGGACUUUGCAAGAAGGGGAAGUUGAGAGAAGCAAAUGAGCUAUUUGAGGAUAUGCCAAGACGGAAGUGCACGCCUGAUGUGGUGACCUACAGGAUACUCUUUGAUGGGCUGUGUGAUGGAAUGCAAUCCCAGGAAGCAGCAUUGAUAUUGGACGAAAUGGUUUUCAAAGGGCACAGCCCUCACCCCGAGUCUACCAGUAGAUUUAUCACAGGGUUGGUUCAAGGAGGGGACAUGGAAUUGUUGUUGAGAGCUUUGAAUACUUUCGCCCGAGUAAAUUUAAUUGGUGCAGAUAUUUGGAGAUUGAUCAUUUCUACUGUCUGCAAGGAAGACGAAUUAUUUGAAGCAUCUGAGAGUGUUAGUUCCAUGGCAACUGAAUGAAGUGAUGCUGUUUCAAACAGCCCAUCAUGGCAUUCAAAAGCCAUAGCCAGCAGCCCCUGCACAGUCUCUGAUCAGAUUAUAUGUUUUUUAAUACAUGCAACCAUCAGGCGUGAUUUAUAGCUGGAUGCAGAUUGAAGCCGCUCUCUCCAUUAUCAGUGUUGUCAAAUCAGUCACCACUAUCUUGUGGGAAAAUGCAUGGAAGGAAGAAUUAUGUAACCAGAAGUCUCAAACUGCACUAAAGCUAAACUUUGCGUGCACACAUUAUAUAUGGGUUACUGCAGAUGAUUUGAGCAGGCAAGUGAGAUGGUCAAAUAAUUGGAGGCGUAGCACAAAGCUAUGGGGAAUUGUUAAGGGGACAGUGCAAAUGUAGUGUUAGGAGUAGAGAUAUAAUAGAGAGGCCGGCGGCUUAGUUCAUCCAUACCUACCCAACUUCCACGAGGCAUUCACUAGACAAAAAACAAAUUAUUCCCUUUGUUUCAUUCCAAACAUUGAAUCUGACUUAUCCAACUAUAUUGGACCGUUUGACACCUCUACUAUAUAAAUACAACUCUCAGUUCCCCCUCUCUCCCCAUUAUGCAUUUCCUUCAAUCCUCCUUCCACCAUCUAGCUUGCAGAUAUAUACAAGGAGCCGGGAUAUAUGAUGGCUUGCCCCAACGCGGUUUUGCUUGCCUUGAUGGUUUUGUUGGCCUGUCAUGCAAUACCAAUGGAAUCAAGAAAGGUGAUGAAAAUGGAGGCGAGUUUGAGGAUGAUGAUGAUGAUGAUGAAUUCCCUCCCGAAAGGUGACGUUCCGCCUUCGUCUCCAAGUGAUAAAGGUCAUGACAAUGGCGAUAACACUGUCACUGGGCAUGGUGGUUUGCCGUCGGUCCAAAGCCAUGUGGAUCGAAAUUUGGGAUCGGUACCUAGCCCGACAAUUGGCAAUUAGUUGCAUUGGACAUUUGGAGUUCAAUUC